UAAAACCAGAUGUUUCAAGUUUGUGUCAAAAUCUGACUUUUCGUUCUUGUAAAACUUUGUUUUACAUUGUGUUUUGCGGUCUCGCGAGCGCGCUAAUUUUUAUUACGAUAGUUCAACUUUUGUCAAAUUACCAGAGUGAAGAAAAAUAAAAUAAUACAGUUUAACUUUGGUGAUGCGAGGAACAGCACGGAAUCUGGGCACGGAAACCUGCAACCCUUCCAGCACCCUACGUUGAUCUUCAAGUUGACCCAGGAAAAAAAAUCAAAAAGUUCACUUCACUAGGAUUUCUUCAAUCAGGCUAAAAAAUGUCGACUGUCAAUGGAAGAAACAGCUUAAGUCAAGAUCAAACCGAACCGUCUAUGAUGGACGUCAUUCGACUGCCCAAGGUGGAAGGCGUUCGCAUGCUGGAUCGCUUCAACGUGAAAAAGUCGUUCGUGGGCGUCCUCUACCUCACCGCCACUCAUCUCAUUUUCGUCGACCCCGAGAGCAAGAAAGAAACAUGGAUCCUUCACAUGCACAUUCUAUCUGCCGACAAGCUUCCCUUGACAACUAUGGGCUCACCCUUGCAAAUAAGAUGCAAGACCUUCCUUUCCGUAACUUUUGUUUUGCCCAAGGAGAGAGACUGUCAGGAAAUUUUUACAACUCUCCAGCAGCUCUCAAAACCUGUUCAGAUAGAAGAACUGUACUGUUUUGACUACACAGCAAGCACGGAAGAAGUGGCUAAGCACGUUGGUUGGAGUUUUUUCGAUCUGCAAGCAGAAUUUCAACGGAUGCGAGUGCCUAAUGAGGCGUGGAGUCUGACUUUACUCAACAAAGACCACGAGCUAUGCGACACAUACCCUCGAUACCUGUAUGUUCCUGCGUCAGCAUCAACCUCUGUGCUGAUGGGUUCGUCAAGCUUCAGGAGCAAGGGCAGAUUGCCUGUGUUGUCAUACCUGCAUACCAAUAAGGCUGCCAUAUGUCGAUGUAGCCAACCUCUGUCAGGAUUUAGCGCCCGGUGCUUAGAAGAUGAACAAAUGCUCAACUGCAUUCUGAGAGCCAACCCAAAUUCAAAGUUCAUGUAUGUUGUUGAUACCAGACCAAAGAUUAAUGCAAUGGCCAAUAGGGCUGCUGGGAAAGGGUACGAGAACGAAAACUUCUAUGAGAACAUCAAGUUCCAGUUCAUUGGAAUUGAAAACAUUCAUAUAAUGAGGAGCAGCUUGCAGAAGUUGCUUGAAGCUUGCGAAUUGAAGGGCCCAUCAAUGAAUAAUUUUUUGGGAGGCAUUGAAGCUAGUGGCUGGCUGCGUCACAUCAAAGCAGUUCUUGACACCUCUUUAUUCAUAGUACAAGCAGUACAAGAGGGAGUCAGUGUGGUGGUUCAUUGCUCCGACGGAUGGGAUAGAACUGCCCAAGUCUGUUCACUUGCCUCCUUAUUCCUGGACCCAUUUCACAGGACUCUGCAAGGCUUUCAAGCGCUGAUCGAGAGAGAGUGGUUAGCCUUCGGCCACAAAUUUGUCGAUCGCUGUGGUUUUCUGGCUGGUGACCACAAAGAGGUGUCUCCCAUUUUCACCCAGUUCUUGGAGUGUGUGUGGCAACUGACCAACCAGUACCCACUCACUUUCCAGUUCAACGAGCGCUUUCUUCUGGCUCUGCACGACCAUGUGCAGAGUUGCCAAUACGGCACCUUUGUUGGGAACUGCGAGAAAGAUAGACUUGAUCUUCGCCUGCACGAACGAACCUAUUCCCUGUGGGGUUACAUUGCCAACCACAUGAAUGAAUUCAUGAACCCUCUUUACGCUGCUGAGGAAAACACGGAAGUGCUCAUCCCUAACCUGGCACCCCAAAACAUUAGGUUUUGGAGAGGCAUGUAUUGUCGGUUCGAGAACGGUGUCCACCCUCGUGAGGUGCUUGGUGAUAUGCUGUUAGCUAUUUGUGAUCACAGUGCCUCUCUUGAGGAUCACAUUCGCCUGUUGAACAAGAGAAUAGAAACCCUUCGAUCAAAAAUUGAUGCUAAGAAGAAAGUAGAAACCAAGAAAGAAGAAAAAAUCGAGGACUGCGUUGAUAACAAGACUUCGUAUGAUAAGGGAUCACCUGAGCAGGAUGAGGAAGUAUUCAGAGAUGAAAAGGUUGAGAUUACCGUUACUGCAGAGCAACUGGCCUCUGAACUCAAGUCUGUGGCAAUUGAGUGGAAAACUCUGAGGAAUGUGCGCGAAUGCAACUGCUCGACACCAUUUGAUCAUUCCAGUAGAAAGUGCCACUGCUGGAAGUGUGGGGAUGUUUUCUGCACUAGAUGCAUCGACAAGCACACUGCUUUGCCUGGCCACGACAGUCAACGGGCUGUCCCUGUGUGCAGGACUUGCUUCAGAGAACUCCGGAGAACAUUUUCAGUAGACUCAGCCUAAAGACUUUUGAUGUACCUUGAGGUUAAAAUCUACAUUCCUUUGCGAACAUAUUUUUUGUGCAUUUCUCCUUUCAAUUAAAUUAAAUUUAGACCUUUUUUGCCAUAAAGGUCAUGUGAUGCAGUUAAACUACUAAUUAUCUGUAUUUUAAACAUAAUAUUAUUUUUGUCUAUUUUGGUGCUGUAAUAAUUGUCAAAAUGUCAUGUGAUUUUAAGACACUAAAUUGAAAAAAAAAAUGGGAAUGAAUUCAAAAUUGAAACUCAAAAGUUAAAAUAAAUACAACAAAUAUAUUCC
Molecule: messenger RNA, 2672 nt
Organism: Neocloeon triangulifer
Lineage: Eukaryota; Metazoa; Arthropoda; Insecta; Ephemeroptera; Baetidae
Gene: Mtmr6
Product: myotubularin-related protein 6
Exons: 13
Coding region: 306-2381 (691 amino acids)
Biological process (GO): dephosphorylation
Molecular function (GO): phosphatase activity; metal ion binding
Source: RefSeq, a predicted model, not a curated record